Anthostomella pinea is the source of this 345-nucleotide messenger RNA. The record is from the annotation of a GenBank genome assembly. NCBI's taxonomy places the organism in Eukaryota, Fungi, Ascomycota, Sordariomycetes, Xylariales, Xylariaceae.
AUGGCUUGCCUCGGGCUCAAGGCCUUCACGGCGCGACUGCAACGUCUCGUCGGCCUUAACAAGUCCAAGGCCGCGCCCUCGGAGAAGCGCUCGCUGCAAAUCUCAGCACCAUUCAACUUCAAGCACGAGACAGUGUGCCUGCCGGGCAUUUCCGAAGACGAGAUCGCCAUUCUCAAGGAAAAGGCAGCGGCUUCCCGUCUCGGCGUGGCGUCGGACAACGGCGCAUCGUCGAUCGGUACUCCUCCCCGGAGAGCGCCGGCCCCGCCGUCGCAGCUGCGACCGGCGCCCCCGAUUGUGCAGGUGACCCCGAGCACACCCAUCUCGCCUGCAGGAGACUACAUCUAG